This is a messenger RNA of Acanthisitta chloris (rifleman), 1887 nucleotides long. It is a transcript of the gene SPART, whose product is annotated as spastic paraplegia 20 (Troyer syndrome). The record is from RefSeq and is a predicted model, not a curated record. Gene Ontology annotation, cellular component: plasma membrane. The transcript is spliced from 8 exons. The coding region runs from base 1 to 1887 and encodes 628 amino acids. Gene Ontology annotation, biological process: negative regulation of BMP signaling pathway; cell division. Lineage: Eukaryota; Metazoa; Chordata; Aves; Passeriformes; Acanthisittidae.
AUGGAACAACUACAGGAUCCAGUUAUGCAAGAAGAUGCAAAUAUUCAAGCUAUUAAUGAAGAGUAUAGGAAAGCCUUUAUUUUUAUCAAUAAAGGACUGAAUACAGAUGAACUGGGUCAGAAGGAAGAGGCAAGAAGUUACUAUAAGCAAGGGCUUGACCACUUGCUCCGAGGAGUUAGCAUUCCAUCACAGGGUCCUGCAUGCAUCGGGCCCCAGUGGGAGUCUGCUAGGCAAAUGCAACAGAAGAUGAGGGAGACCCUGCAAAAUGUUCAUGCUCGGCUCGGCGAUCUAGACCAAAACACUCCACCUGUACAAGCAGGUGCUGCAGCAAUGGAUGUCCCUGCUGGGGCGCCCAAGUUAUACCCAUCCAUUCCUUCCAAAGAAAAGCCCCUUACCCCUGAUUCUCUGUUUGUACCAAGUCAGUCCUCUGCAGCAGAUGGAAGCGUUGCAGCUGUGAGCCAGGCACAAAUUCCACCUAUGAGUCCAUCAUCUGCAAAACCUCUUUGUCUGCCAAAUGAAGCACCUCCUGCCUAUACUCCUCAAGCUACCAAUGGCCAUUUUACUGUGUCUUACGGCACAGACUCUGGGGAGUUUUCUUCUGUAGGUGAGGACUACUACAACAAGUGUACUCAGCCACCUCCCCUGCAAAACUUGGGAGUGGAUGCAGAUGAGCUGAUCUUGAUUCCCCAAGGAGUGCAAAUAUUCUUUGUGACUCCUGAUGGGCAGGUUAGUGCUCCUUCAUAUCCUGGAUAUCUACGCAUUGUGAAGUUCUUGGAUACUGAUAGUGAAGCGGCUCAGAAUCGUCCACCUGCAUUUCUUCAGGUUUGUGACUGGCUGUAUCCUCUAAUGUGUAACCAGUCUCCCGUUCUGUGCUGCAAUACUGGAGUCUACAUGUUCCCUGACACAAUGUCCCAAAUACCAGGGUCCUAUGUGGGAGUAGUGCUGUCCUCAGAACUUCCAGCAGCUGACAGAGACCUGUUUGAGGAUCUCUUAAAACAGAUGUCUGACCUUCGAAUCCAGGUGCCAGGAUCCCAUGAGAGAGUAGGGUUAUCUUCAGAGCUCCCAGCAACUCGGAGAGCACAUUUUGAAGAUAAAUUUAAACAGAUGUCUGGCCACAAAGUCCAGCCUUCAGACACUUCUGGUGAUACAGUUAACUUGCCUCAGACUGUGCAUAUCCAACCACAACCUGAAGGAGCAGAAAAUCAGAAAGAGUUGCCAGAAUGGAGUGAGAAAGUAGCCCAUGGAAUCUUGUCAGGUGCAUCUUGGGUAAGCUGGGGCCUAAUGAAAGGAGCAGAAUAUACUGGUAAAGCUAUCCACAAAGGAGCUUCUAAACUGCGAGAACACAUUCAACCAGAAGAAAAGCCUGUGGAAGUCAACCCAACUGUAGCAAAAGGACUUCAUGUAGCAAAACAGGCUACUGGAGGAGCUGUGAAAGUCAGCCAGUACUUAGUUGAGGGAGUGUGCUCUAUAGCGAGCUGUGUCGGAAAGGAGCUAGCGCCACACGUGAAGAAGCAUGGCAGCAAAUUAGUUCCAGAAUCCCUUAAGAAAGAUAAAGAUGGCAAAUCCACUUUUGAUGGUGCUCUGGUUGUAGCAGCAAGUGGUAUUCAAGGGUUUGCAACAGUGUGGCAAGGUCUGGAAGGUGCAGCAAAGUGCAUUGCUAAAAGUGUUUCAACUGAGACUGUAAAAACUGUCAAAUACAAGUAUGGAGAGGAUGCUGGUCAUGCUACAGACAAUGCUAUGAAUUCUGCAAUCAAUGUUGGUGUGACAGCAUUUAACAUUGACAACAUUGGUAUCAAAGCUGUUGUAAAGAGAACUGCAAAGGAAACUGGCCACGCUGUGCUAGAUGAAUACAAAAUAUUGGAUAAUGAGAAGAAGGGUAAAAAAUGA